Messenger RNA from Macrobrachium nipponense, 4721 nucleotides. RefSeq names its product F-box/LRR-repeat protein 5-like. Gene Ontology annotation, molecular function: protein binding. Gene Ontology annotation, biological process: intracellular iron ion homeostasis; SCF-dependent proteasomal ubiquitin-dependent protein catabolic process. The record is from RefSeq and is a predicted model, not a curated record. The transcript is spliced from 7 exons. NCBI's taxonomy places the organism in Eukaryota, Metazoa, Arthropoda, Malacostraca, Decapoda, Palaemonidae. Gene Ontology annotation, cellular component: SCF ubiquitin ligase complex. The coding region runs from base 187 to 2340 and encodes 717 amino acids.
CGCUGAAAAGCUUUAAAACUCCCCUGUCAUUCAUAAUUUUGACAUGUUUAAAAUCAAUGCGGACUCAAGAAAACAAAUGAACUCUGAUUGUCAUAAAUAACUUUGAUAAAUCCUCACUUAUUUUAUCUUGCUACAUAUUUAUAUCAGUGAUCCCUCGGACUUCCUCAAUGGUAAACAAAUGUCAAGAUGGCGCCUCGAAGUUUCCCAGAUGAAAUUGAUGUGUUCGCUGGACCCCACACGCGUAUGAAGGAACUGGUGAAUAUCUAUACUCAAAAGGUCCAGUGUUUAAAUUUUAGAGAUGGCAGGGAAGUUAUUUCCCUUCUCCAUGAUCUUGGCACCACAUUGUACGAAUUCAAGUCUCAUGAAUCCAUUGAAAAUAUAUUUAUCAUGGAUCAGCUCAAAAAUAGGUUGAAGCAGCGACAGAUAUACAACUCGGCUGUGUGUGACUGUCACAAUGACAACAGACUUGCUGAUGUCCUCCAGCUUGUCCGCACUGGUACCCAAGUUCGAGAGCAGGGAAUGGGUGAACGCAUAAGUUUUUGUCAAGAACUUCAGCGAGCCUUUGAAGAAUUUGUUGAAAAUUUUUUGUCUCACAUGGAGGAAGAAGAACAAGUGUUUCAGCCUUUAUUGGUCGAGUACUUUGAGUAUGAUGAAUUGAAAAUCCUGAAGGAUAUUGUCCUCAAAGAACACGAGCACGUUAAAGAGAGACAUAGCUUGGAAAAAGCACACAACGAAGAACCUGAAACAUGUGGGGUUGUUAAGGAACUGCGGGAUCUUGACUGGGACUUGCACUGUUUUUCGGAUGAAUCUCUGGAAGAGGGCAUUGAUUACUGUUCCCAAUUCAGCCGCUGUGAAUCGGUGGAAGAGACCAUUCCAGUAAACAAUGAAGACCUUUACCUGGAAGAGACAUGCACUGAACUAGUUUUGGCCUCAUCUGAAGAUACUGAGGCUCCACAUCUUCCUGCUGAAAUAUUAUUUAAGAUACUGAGGCAGCUCUCUCCUCAAGAUUUAGGUCGAUGUGCUCAAGUUUGCACUUCAUGGAAUGAUGCUGUUUACUCACCAGCGCUAUGGAAGGCAGUCUACCCAGUUCAGUGGGCCAGAGGCAUCUGGGAGUGGUAUGAUGUGGGUUUAUGCAGGGCCUUGGAAGAUGCUGCUCACCAGAAGUUAUCAAACGAUUGUGACAGAUGGGAUGAGGACAAGGAUAUAGAUGAAGCUGAAGAAAUGAGAAAUCCUUUGGCAGAAAAAGAAAACUUUGUUUUAGAAGAGUUAGUGAACUGGGUUUUACCACGUGUGGGUCAUGGUGUCGUUACUCUUGUGGUGGAUGCAGGAACAGGAAUUACAUCAAGACUUUUGCAUCAUGCCAUUGCUCUCUGUCCUAAUAUGACAUUUUUCUCUGCUGCUCACACACAAGUUGAUUAUUAUUUAUUCAAAAGCUUAUGGCUCCAAGGUGCUUUACAAAAACUCCAACAUUUGGAUCUGCAGGGUUGUGAAUUAAUUGAUGACGAUGCUUUGGAAUGUUUAGCACAGUGUGCAGCUCCAGACAAUCCAUACCUUGGCCAUGACCUUGACAGAGAGGAAGAAUUAUGUCCAAAUGAAAGAUUUAGGGAUGAGUCGUGGAAAGUUAAUACUUGUGAUCCUGUUUUUAAAUACUGUGGCUAUUGCACCUGCUGGCGGGCAAAUUUAGUUGCUCCCAAAUCCAGCAGUUCAUACAGGAAUUUGUUUUCCAAAAAUAGACAUAGAAAGCCUGCCUGUUCAGAUUUACCUGAUGACAAGCAACACACUUCAGCUCUUAAUUUGAGCCGCCCUAGACAAGAGUGUGAAAGCUGGGGACUUUCACCAUAUCCACAUAGUUCAUCCAGACAGGAGGUAUUGAAACCAGAAAACGACAUUGAGGAAAUUUGUUGCCGUCCAGGAAAUCAUUCCUUACAAAACAGUGGCCAGCGGAACAGUUCCUGUAAAAUGUUCACUGUAAGUGACAGUGGUGAAGUCCUUGAGUAUGAGAAAAGACAGAGAAAUGUCCAUGUUUUGGACACUGAAGGUGAUUAUAGUAGGUUUCAGCUUUUGUACCUGAAUUUAUCUGGAUGCUGGAGAGUAACGGAUGAAGGUCUUUUGGCACUGGUGGAAGCUAAGGCUGUUGAUAGGUUGUGUCAUCUUGAUGUCAGUGGUUGCUUUCAGCUAAGUGGAGAAGGGUUGCAAAUGUUUGCAUAUGACAGCAGAGCUCUUAAGGCAGAGAAUCUGUUUUACUGUGAUAAUAUUUCAGAUGGUCCCUACCCUACUAGGGCUAAUGGAUGUGCUAAUUUGUGCAACCCAGUCAGAGUGUGUUGUAGAAGUGGGAGGUAAGUUUUCCAUCAUCGGAAUUCUGUUCAGUCAGUCACUAACAUAAAAAAUUAUGUGUACAUAACUCUUAUUUUACCUGGAGCUUGAUUUUUUGCGUUAACUUGCUGUCUUGUAGUAAAAAUGGCAGAUAUGGAUGCAUUUCUUUAUAUUCUCAAACAGACUACAAAUGCAUCCAAUUAUGGAAAGGAAGUUCAAUGAAAAGUGCUAGUCAACAACAGUUUUGUCUUAAAGGUAUGUUAAAAGCUCAUGCACACACUUUAGUAUUCAGAAGUAAAAAAGUAGCAUCAAGUGGAUCAGAAAUUAGUGUGCACAUCCAGCGUAUGUUCACACAGCCAAAAUUAGGAGAAUGGUUGUGCAGUGUUCUCUCACAUAUGCAGCACUAGUUACUAUAUUAUGUGCAUCAUGCCGAAUUCAUUACUUGUACCUGUAUUAGGAUUUUUCAAGAUAUAUCCAUAUGCUUAACAAACUAGUAUCAAACCAAAACAAUACAAGUCUGCUUUUCCCACGGAACUGUUUUAUUGUAUUUUGAGAGAUAUAAUAGUAAGAUAUUAAUAACCUCACAUUUGGAUUCAUCCAAGUUUAAUUUGCUUGUGAAUUUGGAAAGGUGUUUGUUGUUAGAAUUUUUAGUAUGCUGAAUAGUUUAUUAAACAUAAAUGACAAUCACUGCAUACAGCUCAAAAGUAAAUUGUAGUAGUUUUCAGUUGUACUCAGUUGCAUUAUACAUAAUAAUACAAUGCCAUUAUGCUAAAGUCCAAUAUUGGACAGGUUCCCAUUUGAUUAGAGUACUGCAGGUUAAUCAUUAGCACUGCAUUUCUUUUCUUCAAUUUGAUUCUCCUCUCUAAAAGUCGUCAUUUCGUCUAUUGGCUGUGAUUUAACAUACCAAGGCAUUGGCCCUCACAUUGUAGAAAUAGUUGGGGAAACUUGUAUAUAUGUAAAUAUUUACAUUAAUAAAUUUGCCUAAAUAGUAGUUUUAAAAAAACAUGUAAUUGAAAUGCAAGGAAAUUCUGGCAGUUUGAUUUAAUGUAAUAUUUUACAACACAGGUGGUGUGGCUGAUUAUUCAGGCUUAGACAUAGGAUCUUAAAACAUAUUUAAUCUAAAUGUAAAUCCAUCCAUGCUAAGUUCUGCAUGUUAAAAACUCAGAAGGCUGCUUUUACAGUCGAUGUUGAAAAUGUAGUCUUUGAAGCUUGUCAAGCUGCAUUACCAAUACUCGAUUGUGAUUGACGUCACUAGAGAGUGGUCAGAAUUUGCAAAUGAGGUACUGGAGAGUGGUCAGAAUUUGUAAAUGAGGUACUGGAGAGUGGUCAGAAUUUGUAAAUGAGGUACUGGAGAGUGGUCAGAAUUUGUAAAUGAGGUUCAGGUCUUGAAAACCCAAAAAUACAAUUGUCAAACUAUAAAACAUAUUUUUGUUUUUCUAAUAUUUUUGUGCAUGAACAAAUUUGUUUUUGAGGCAUAUUAACAAGGUUUCCUUAAGAAACCAUGGCAGCCAUUUCAUUAAAAUUGCUUGCGAGUAAAAAAUUUCAGAAGGAAGCAUUAUACUCAAAAUGUUGCUGUGACCUACUGUACUUAUUAUUUUUUUUUUUUAAAUUCAGUAUUUUUAUGCAUUUGCUUAUAUGGUUAUAGCUACUAUUUUCAAAUAUUGUCAUUUGACAUUUUCCAUGAUCUUUGUUGCUUGCGAUAUUUUUCAAGUCUAUAUCUCUCAUUUUAGAUCAAGAGCAGAAUAUUUUAGGAAGUAGUGAAGGCACAGAUGUGGUUGUUCUGAAAACACUGACGUAAUGUUUAGAUUUGCAUUGCUCUAUUUUAUCUUGGCAAGCCAGAAUAUAUUAUUCAGAGGUUAAUCGUAGAAGUAAAAGCUUUGUUAAACUUUCUCUUGGAAAUGGAUUCAGCUAGCACUAAUAAAUAAAACUGGACUGCUAGAACAAAUUUACUGUAAAGUCAUGUAAAUAAUGUAUAGUUUUCAAAACUGCUUCACAAACAAGCGUCACAAUUAUGUGACGAAGAGACAACAGGUGAAUAUUACCUGGUGUAAAGUUUGUAUUGACCAUGCUAGGUUUUACCUUAAAUGUUAGGGAUAUUUUAAGGCUUUUCAGAGUUGUGGCAGUUAAGAGUCCUGUAAAUAGUGCAUUAACCUAUCAACCUUUACUGUUUUGUACGUGCUAAAAUACUGUAAUGCACAUUCAUAGUGUAUUUAUCCACAUAAUGUAAAGGCAUGAUAUCGGCUUAAAAAUGGAUAUGGUUUUAUUUUAUUUGGCUUUGCUUUUAAAUAUCAAAGUAAAAAUAUAGACACCUGCCUAUUAAACUAAGCAGGCUAUUUGACACAUUUAUCUUGUAUUUGCAUCAUUUCUCACCUGUUUAUACAUCAUUCAAAGAAUAAAAGUUGUAUUUA